CGGUCAUUCUGUGUCUUUGUGAUGUGUGCAGACUUCUACUGGAAGACUAUGCAUGCUUGCGUGUAUGUCAUUCACGUCGAGAACUUCCUGUAGCGUGGUGCGUGGUCUCAGAACGUUGGACCCAUCUACCGAUGAUGUUUUCUUGCCCCGGGUUUGUCUAUUCCGGGUCCUCUUGUUUCAAACGAUUCCCAAAAUUCCUCAUUAAAAUCCCCACCUCUCUUCUCUCCGCUCCUCUCUCAGGCAUUUCCCUCCUGUCUCCCCUCUUCUCCAUCUCCUCCCUCCUUCUCUCUCUCUCUCUCUCGCUCUCUCACCCAGUGCCUCCUCCUCAGAUGUAUUCUUCAGUCAGUGGGCUGGAACUGCAGCGGCUGCUGGAGGAGGCCAGACUAAGAGAGAGAGAUAGAGAGAGUGGAAAGAGAGCGGGUGGAGGGGCUGAGCAGAGCCUGGGUCAGCGUGGUCUGUCAUCUUAGACAAUCUAAUAGCGAGCAAGCAAACGAGAGCGAGUGUGUGUAUGUGUGUGCGUGCGUGCGUGCGUGUGUGUGUGUGUGUGUGAGAGAGAGAGCGAGAGAGAGAGAGAGAGAGGGAGCGCAGCACAAGCAGGAGGUAGAGAUGUCAGAGGAUGUGGUUUUCCUGAGCUUGCAGAACACAGCGCAGGCAUAGUUUGAGCAUGACCUCAACGCAGGCACGCAAAGUGAGCUCUUCGCGCUCCGCUUAGCCCUCCGCAGGACUGUAACCAGCGGGAUUCGGAGAAAACAGAGCCGCACGAAAAAGUGCUCUCGGAAGAACGGAUCACGGACCCGUCGCAUCUCUGGAGCUCCAGGACUUCACGCGGGAAUUUGGGAAUUUUGUGCACACGCUAGUUCGCAUCCUUCUCUUGCUUCAUAACGUUUAUGAACUUGGCAGAGAAGACCUUCUCUGAUCAUUGAGACUUCACGCACCUGUGGAUGCACAACGGCCAAGCGGGAGCAACGGGCACUCUGACAGCAGAGAUGGGUUGUGGGCUGAGGAAGAUCCGUCAGACAGACGACAGCAGUCCUGGGAAGAUCUACUCAACCCUCAAGAGACCGCAAGUGGAGACCAAGAUCGGAGUGGCCUACACUUACUGCCACGUUGACUUCCUGGUUGGAAAAGAAGAUGUGACCUCGACCCUGUGCUUGUCCUCGGUACGGGAGCUGCCAUCCCAGCUACAAGAUCUAUACCAGCAGGGCUUUGUCCUCAUAGCAGUCCAUCCCUUCGUCCACCCGUGCGGCCCGGAUCUCGCCAGCGUCCAGCGACAGCUAUAUCGAGCGGUGCUCAGCAAAGUGCCCGAAAGUUCGGAGAAAAGUCCAUCAGAGUUCGAGCCUUACCAUCUGAAGCUGGAGGAGUGUUUGUCUGCUGAUCAUAUUCCGACCCUGGAGCACAUCCAAGGAUAUGUGAAAAAACAGAUUCAGGAUGCAGCCGACCAGGGCAUCGUGUUUUCCGGCUUCAUCCAGGAACCAGCCGGCCUCCACCUUCGCGUCACGUCACGAGGAGGCCUUGGAGAGGCGUCCCUGUCUUUACACUCCAGUCCGAGUUCUCUACGCUGCUCUGAGCUCACGGCGAGCCCGAGUCAUCACGGGGAGAGCGGCACCGAGGACUGGGCUGCAGAUGGAGAGACGGAAGAGCCGAGAACUUCUCGAGAUACAGGUGGAGACGCUCUGUCGGACGUGACGUCCACUGUUUCCAAAUCGGAGUGUUGUGACGGAGAGCAGGACGACAUACCGUCGCCCAACAACAAGGCCAAAGACAAGGAGGGGAAUGAAAAACCUAGCAGACCAUCUCUAGGCAAAUGUGGUGCCGAACUUUUCGGCUUGUUUAACUACCCGGGUGGGCGUCAGAAGCCGCUAAAGUACUACACAGUGAAGGUGCCUCUGCGGGUGCAGCCUGGUGAUGAGGGUAGUCACGCCAUCGAGGCCCAAUGGCUGGACCACAUGACGCAGCACUUCAACAACGGAGCCUCGCUGGUCGACGGCUACUUCAGUCUGGGCAAAGACGACGAUCAGCUGCCUAAGGUCAUCGACAGCGUGUUUAUUUUCCAAGAGGGAGACUCCGUUGCAAGUACGAACUACGACGCCAUCGUGGUCGAACAGUGGACCAUCAUUAACGGGGUUCAGGUGAAGACGGACUACAUCCCUUUGCUGCAGUCUCUGGCUUCAUUCGGAUGGAGGCUCACCUGUGUGUUGCCCACACCCAUCGUCAAGACCAACAGUGACGGAAGUGUGUCCACCAAGCAAAUUGUGUUCUUCCAGAGACCAACACUGCCCCUCAAGAGGAGACACUCCAAGAAAAUCAUCUUCAGAACCCGAAAGAACUCCAGCAAGAACUCGGUGAAAGACACGCUGAAAAACAAGAAGAAGAAGAACGCAACGGAGAAGGACCUGGACAAUCAGAAGAUCCAGGAUGGAGUGGGGAAGGAGGGCAAAGAGAACACAGAGACGGCUAAUGAGAAUAACAGCGAAAACGAAGGAGGAGACGACGACGGGACGGAUGGAGAGGCGAUGCAGAAAGAGCGAGCCGACCUGGAGGAAAGGGAUGAGAAUGCGGAGCAGGUGGAGGCGGAAGUGAGGGGAGAGAUGGAUGGAAAGAAAUCGACGAACGGGAAGCGAGACGAGGGAGACGAUGAGAUAGAGACACUUUCUGAUGUGAAAAAUGGAGAGAUGGAAGGUGAAGAGGUGAAGAAAAGCGGAGAGGAAACCUACCAUCUGCAUAAUGGCUUCGACGAGCAAGAGACAUCAACCAAUGAGGUGCAAGAAGAAAACAGCAUUCCUGUGGUGGACAUCGAUUCAGCCAAUCAGGAGUAAGGAUUUUGUUAAUCCCACCUCUGCAGCUGUGAAUGUCACAUAAAAACCUCGUCUGUUCUCAUUAAUCUGCGCUGAACGCUUUUAAACCGGGGUGAAAAUAAACGUUUAUCGCUGCAUCUGAGGUUGUUUUUUUUUUAUCAGUAUAAGCACUGGAUUUUAAGACCACAUGAGGAUAUGUAUGAUGUAUAUAAGGAGCUCCAGACUGGACACUUUUUUCUUCACCUUGCUCUCAACUUGUUCAAAAUCGACUAAGCUCCAGAUGCAUCCAGUGGAUUUAAAUAACAUGAGGAAUGGCCGAGACCAUUUUUGCGAAAGGCAAUCUGUUCUGAAGAAGAUAUCGUCACCUCCUUUUGUUUACAUGUCUGAAUAUGAACGCUGAGUUGACAGUUUACAAAGUUCGGCAACUUUCUAGCCACAACCAGUGACCAGUUUAUCAGGUCUUUACCUUAUAGGACACUUUGUAUGUAUGUACAUGGGAAUACACCCUGUAUGGGACACCAAUCGAGAACCAAAUAUUACCGACAUCCAUUAAAUCACCAGUAAACCAUAUUCUAUUGAACCCUCAGAAACCAUUAGACUUUGUAGGACAUCCAUUAGAGAACUAUAAACCCAUCGAAUGCACCUAGGACCAGUCAGUGUCCCCAAGGACUGUUUAUAUUGUGAUAU
Ictalurus furcatus (blue catfish) is the source of this 3482-nucleotide messenger RNA. Its product is annotated as raftlin. Lineage: Eukaryota; Metazoa; Chordata; Actinopteri; Siluriformes; Ictaluridae. The record is from RefSeq and is a predicted model, not a curated record. The coding region runs from base 942 to 2816 and encodes 624 amino acids. The transcript has 11 exons.